Messenger RNA from Suillus bovinus, 933 nucleotides. RefSeq lists its product as uncharacterized. The transcript has 4 exons. The coding region runs from base 1 to 933 and encodes 310 amino acids. The record is from RefSeq and is a predicted model, not a curated record. Lineage: Eukaryota; Fungi; Basidiomycota; Agaricomycetes; Boletales; Suillaceae.
AUGUCGCACUUCGAAUUAGCAUCCUUUCAUGAUAGUGAUGAAGUCGAGGCUAAGCCUCCAUCCUGCUUCAGCUGUGGCAUAGGUGAUAAUUCUGAACAUAACAUUCCAUCCUUUGCAUCCUCACCUCUGAGUCAACAAGUCAACCAGGUUGGCCGUCAUACAUCUCAGGCUGGCAGUCCCAAUAUCAACAGUGAUGUUCCAAGUGGUGCUUCUAGCCUCUAUUCAAACUCUCCUCCGAGUUCUCCACCAUCAGUUAUUAGCAUCAGGUAUUGUAGCACCAAUGCCUCAGAUGGAGAGGACAAUAACUUCCUGAUGACACCUCAAUCCAAGCAAUCCCACAGCGCAUGUCAUGUUGCUAAGCCCUCUUCUGGGGUAGGAUCACCGACUCCAAGUCGUUCUCUCAAGAUUGAAGAUACCAACACUUUCUCUAUUUAUCCCAUGAUCACCUCUUUGGAUGACCAACAUUAUUUCGACAAAUUUUUAGGUAGACCCGUCAAUGACGAGCAAUCAUUGGAGAAGAUCAGCCAAAGGGUUCAGGAUAUCUACCGUAGUCACAUAGAACGGCUCAGCCUGAACUCUGUUCACUGUGCUGUUCAUUACAAGGAAGCUGUUCGAGAAUGCAAACGCAUGCGCUGGUAUACCGCACGCUGGGAGGUCACGGAGGUCCAAAGGCUGCACACCCUCCUUUGCUCCUUGUGUGAUGAAUCUGAAACAGAGUUCAUCAUGGCAGAGCGAGUGUCGCGUUGGCUAUUGGAUGUUCUUGUUCAACAACAGACAAUGCAUGCUACCGCUACACAUGCUGAAUAUGCUGCUGCAACCUGCAACAAUGACAAGAGAUCUUUCCUUCUGGCUGAUGCUGAACUUGUCAUGCUCACUGAUUGUUCUGCAAUGCAACAUUAUUGCCCUUCAUUCGAAUUUCUUGUGUUUAUGUAG